AUGUAUAUACUACCGAAGUCGCCAACCUCACAGCAUAACGUGACCUGGUACAGCUCGCAAUAUUUCAUUUCAAUCAAGGUGCAGCUGAUGAACGCACAGGAGCAACCUCUAAGGGUGCUAUACUCGAGGGGAGCAGGUUCAGAUAUGGUUUCUGUUGCGAGAACGGCAGUUAUUUAUCACAAUAAAACGCCUCACAUCACCGGUGAAGUUAAACUCCGUAAUGAACGGUUACAUUACCGGUGGAUUUGGACGACGGGCAUCAUUUACUGUUUACUUUUUAUCACAUAUCUUGUAAAGCAAAUAAUAAGGAUGAAGAGACCGAAUAUCCGAUUGGAUACAGUUGGCUGCCUCUUCUACGUGAUAAUCGGCUGUCGACAGGAGAUUUCAACCUUCCAAUAUGUCUCGAUCGUCUUCCAUCGAAGUUAUGGUUACCUUCCACCGGAUGUCGCCCUCCCGAAUGUCCGAUGGCUUGAUGGACAUAAACCAGUGUUCAGUGUGAGCGUCAGGGCUAUCAGUACCGUCCACCCUCAGGACGAACACCUGGAGAGGUUUCUCGUCGCCGUAAAUUCUUUGUCAUCCACGGAUAGAAGAAAACCGCCAGCAAGUGAAAUAGCGUUGAUUACAGCUGCACAGAAUGUCAUCAAAGCGCGUCCAGAACCGAUGGUUGCAUUUAUGUAUAAUGUGCUGGAUAAGUUGAUCGCUCUGAUUGCGAAUCGGCCUUAUUCAGAUGCAUUAUCAAGUGCGUGCUUUGAGACGUUGGGGCAGCUGGUGAAGAUCUGUACAAUGUUGCUCGACUCGUGUCUAGAUAUGCAUGGUCGUAGUGCACUUCUGACUUCCUAUAUCCACUAUUAUAAGAUAGCCAUGAAAGAGUCCAAAGCGAGGUCGCAGCUAUGUAAGGACAUGGCCGCCGAGAAGUGCAAACCUGGUUCACCGGAAACUCAAAAGCUCUACCAUAUCAUCGAGGAUGUGGAGAAGUUGAGUGCGCAUCAUCAGCGAGUCCCCGUCGAGGCGGUGCCAACCACGUCCAAUAAAGCUGUGCAUGAAGAACUGGCCGAGCAAUGGGUUCGCAGUGGCGGUUGUGCCAGGGAAAUGGCCUUUCUGAAUGCGUGGUUCUUUCUGGAACUGAUGAUAAAGUCAAUGGCGGAGUACCUUUCGAUGACCGGUAGAUUAUACCUGACGCGACGAUCACGGUUCAGUGAACGUUUCGUGAAAGCACUUGACUCGUUAUCGUGUGCGACAAUCGCCGAAGUGGUCACCCGUCUUAACAAAGACCCGCGCCAGGCGGUUGCCAUCGCAAAUAGCUGGGCGUUUUUUGUGAGUGGGGGACUUUACGAAUGCACGGAUGACGCUGGCACGCACACGAAUGCUGCCGCUAGCUUGUAUCUGCUGAUGCGAGAGAGCUUCGAAAGUGGCAGCAGCUUGGCAAGAGUGAAAAUGCAAAUCACGAUGUCAUUGUCAACGUUGGUGUCGAAUGCAACUAGGGAGGGUGUAUGGCUGAACGAAGAUUGCCUAAGAAGGAGUCUGAAGACAGUGCUGAUUUACUCUGAAACAGAUGCAAAUACUGAUCCUCACACGCGUGCCAACUCUAGUUUCUCUGAACAGGUCAAAGAUCUCGUUUGUAAUAUUCAUAUGAUACUCUCCGAUACAGUGAAGCUCAAAGAAUUUGCUAAUGACUUUGAGAUGACCAUUGAUCUCAUGUAUCGUGUUGCCAAAGGAUAUCAAACUAAUCCUGAUCUCCGGCUAACCUGGUUGCUCAAUAUGGCAUCUCGUCAUGCAGAUCGAGAGCUUUAUUGUGAAGCUGGACAGUGUAUGCUUCAUGCUGCAGCCUUGGCUGCGGGGACCAUGACAACAUCUGACGAGUACAUGCCAAGAGGAGCGGUCGAUUUCGAAAAGAUUAGCGAUAAUAUUCUGGAGGAAAGAGCCGUGGGUGGCGAUGUUCUGAGUCCCGACGUUGAGGGGAUUUGUGAAUCGCGACAUUUCACAGCAGCUGGCCUGGUAAUUCUCGUCGAAAAAUGUGCAGCGUUCUUCGAAAAAGCUCAUAUGUAUGAAAUGAUGCCAGAUGUGUUCCGUAUUGUUGAGCCAAUUAUACGUGAGUGGCGUGACUACCGUCGGUUGUCAACAAUUUAUGCACGUCUCAGUGACGCUUUGGCACGUAUCGAGCCGACUAUUCCUGUGUUGGAGGAUGCAGCCGAUAUUUGGACGUCACCCUUGAUGAAGUGCGUGUAUUUCUCGUGA
Cooperia oncophora is the source of this 2235-nucleotide messenger RNA. Lineage: Eukaryota; Metazoa; Nematoda; Chromadorea; Rhabditida; Trichostrongylidae. The record is from the annotation of a GenBank genome assembly.